UGCACAAUGUAUGAUAAUAGCAUGGAAUGUCUGAAGUUGCAGUAUAUUAUAUUAAUUUAUGUUUAAAUAUGGCAUCAUAAUAUGAUAUCAAUAUGAAUUCACAUAACAGAAGAUAAUAUUGAGUUUAAUUACAGAAGUAAUUAUAUAAUAAUUUUGCACUAAAAGUAUGAUUAGGACAUACUGGUUGGCGUGUGAGGUUUUAUGAGAUAUGGGAUUAAAACCAAGACGUGCUACCAUGCUUUUCCUGUGUUACAGAAAGCUAUCGAAUUUUGAUUAUGUAUUACAGCCUGAUGUUGUGAUGAUGUCGGUUUGUUGGAGUUUACGUUAAAUUGAUACAAAUGAAAUAAAACAUGAAUUUUAAUAUAUUUUAUCAAACAGGGUGGAAAUUACACAGGAUGUGAUGAUUCAAAACUAUUUUAAAAUUUAAGGUGGUCAUAGACAAGUAAGAUUCAUAGCAAAAAUAGGCACAAAGCCAUAAACUCAUUAGGAAAGAAAUGAGUUUGCUUGUUUCAGGCAUUGUGCUUCUUUUUGCUCUGAAUCUGACUAGUCUAUGAUAACUUGAAAUUUUAAAAUAGUUUCAAAUUGUCACAUCCUGUAUAAUUUCCUCCUUGUGUGAUAAAAUGUAAUAAAUUUAAUUUUUAGUUCCAUUUGUAUACACGUGUGCGCGUGCACGCACCAGCGCGUGCGCCCACACACACACACACACACACACACACACACACACACAGGACCAAAUUAAGCAACGAAUUUCACUUGUUAUUAGAAAAUGCAUUAGCAUGGUGUUCAGAUGCAAUGUGCUGACUUGAUGUCCACCAUGCUGCUAAACACCUAGAAAUGGUGUGGCCUGUGUAUACAGUAUGUGUGCCUAAACAUAGUCCUCUACCACAACAGCAUGUCCCAGUGGCAAUUUUCAGCUACAGCCAUACAUGAACUACACAGUACAUACGAGUUCUCAUAAUGGGUGAAUGUAAACUAGCUACUUUAGCUUCAGUAGUGAUUCCUGAUAAUGAGAGGAGAAAAAACGAAGAAGACUGGACACAACAGUGGAUUAAAUUGUGCAGUGCUCGGACAGGAACAUCGAAUAUGCAGUACAGUAAGCUGAGGUUUGAAGAUCCAGAUUCAUUUCUGAAUUUUACACGAAUAGAUACGGAAGUUUUCAUGAAAUUACUCCGUAUUAUAGAAAACGAUGUCUGUAGGCAAGAUGUGAACAUGAGGGAGUCGAUGAAACAAAGAGAUAGGUUUCAGCCUCAGUUAGUGAGUGGGUAAACAUUGCCCAUUCAUUUAAUGUGUUUUUGCAGUUCCCUCAUUGCAUUGGUGUUAUUCAUGGGAAAAAAGUGACUUUCAGGGCACCGAGGUCAGAAGGUGCCUGUUUCAGAUAUUAUAAAGGGAACAACAGCAUUAUGCUGCUUGCAAUUUAUAUAUUGGCAGAAGCAUAGAAUUGUAACAAACUGAAUUUGCCAGCACCAGAGAAGACUGAGUGUUUUAGUGUUUCAGAACUGCCAUAUGAACUGUCACUGAUGAUGUGUUUGUAUUGGAAGAGUACAUGAUGAAGUAUCAUGAAAGAGAUAUCUUAAAAGAGAAGAGCGUUUUCAGUUAGAGACUGACCAGGGCUCUGCAACAGGAGAGUGUGGAUGUGAGGAGACUGAACUCUGGGAAACUACACCACCUUCUACAAGGCAGAUGUUCAAACAAUGUUAACUUGUAAUGAAAGCCCAUUGCUGGUUGUG
Molecule: messenger RNA, 1727 nt
Organism: Schistocerca serialis cubense
Lineage: Eukaryota; Metazoa; Arthropoda; Insecta; Orthoptera; Acrididae
Exons: 3
Coding region: 958-1266 (102 amino acids)
Source: RefSeq, a predicted model, not a curated record